AUGACAGGAGGUGCGAAGGAGUCUCUUGUGCGAGAGAACGACAGACAAUGGACAUUAAGUAACCGAGUCGAGGCCGAGGGCCUUGAGUGGCUCUACGCCGAUCCUUCUGCCAACAAGCAAAGAGAAGGCAAUCUGGAAGAGUAUCUUCUAGGCAAGAGCAUUGAGGGAGCGCGUGGCGAACUGGCUCGUGAUCCCAUUGACCAUGCCGCAGCCGGCUCUCUGCUCGCAGACACCGCCGAUGGAAAACCCUUAGAUGAUACUUUGAACAAGUUUCGUGAAGACCCGCUCUUCAUCAUUAAAAAAAUAGAGCUCCAUCAGCGCCAGGUGAUGAAGAAGUACGAGUCUCUCGUGAAUACAGGCGUGAAACCGAUGCCUGCAGCUCAUACUGGAGCAUAUGUAAGCGAGAGAUCCACUGAAAGGCAUAGCCGCAGAAGGGGGUACGAAAGUGACGGCAGCAGUGGGCGGGACUACUCCACCAGCCCCCGCCGCAGAGAUAGAAGCCGGGGAAGGGCGCAUCGUGCUGAGAAGUCACACCGUCGUGAGCGGAGUACACGACGUUCUGAGUCAUUAAGGCGCCACAGAAGAGGUCGUAGCGGUUCCAGGGAUUACAGGAGUCAUAAACGUGAUCGGACGAGGAGUUCAUCAAGAGAGUACAGAUACAGGCACCGCAGUGGAAGGAGAUCACCGAGCAUUAGUGACAGUGAAGAACGUUAUAGAAGGCGUAUUUCGAGACAUUCAGAUGAUUCGGGAUCAAGUGGCAGCCAUUCUGGGAGGGGGAGUCGAAGCACCGAAAGGCGUCACCAUGAUAGAAGGUACAGAGACGUAUCGAGGGGCAGAGUCAGGAGGCAUUCCAGAAACAGCAGCAUGGACAGAUCGGGGGAAAGCGAUGCUUACGAGCGUCAUCGCCGGCGUAGCCGAUCGCUCAGCGAGGAAACAUACAGAAGAAAGCAGCAUAUAUCUGAUGAAAGGCGUCCAAGAGAUGGUACAGGGCAUGGCUCAACUGCCAGACGAAGUCCGAGUUAUGGCCACCGCCACCAUAUGUCUGCUAGCAGGAAACACUCAAGACCACCUCCCCGGUCCAGCAAAAGCGCGGAGUCUGAUGGUCCCAGCCAUCGCAGAGAGCGGCAUGAUUGUAGCGAACUUCGAAAAACUCGGGAUAGGCGGAGCAAUAGUUCAGAACGUGCAUCUGAUCGUGAGGAACGUGAGAGACGUAGGGCGACAUAUUCAGAUCGCAGUAGGAGGCGGCGUUCUAGGUCACGAGAACGCAGUAGUGACGGCGGUGGCAGGAAAGAGCAUGUCCCUCCUUCAGAUAUGGAUAAUCCGCAGGUGACUGAAUCCAAGGAGCCAAUUAAGACGAAACGAGGGCCUGUUCUGCCCCGCAAAGGCGACACACUUCGGUACGCAUUCGGAGUCACGGAGGACAUCAUGCCCCCCCAAGCAAUUCAGGACCGUGCAGAGCAGCGGCGUAAAGAAAUGGAGGAACGCAAAAGGCUUCAACAGGACCUGUACGCACCUCAGAACCAAGAUGAGCGUCUGACGGAAAUGCAGUCACAUGGCAUGUCUCAUCUUAAGGAGCGAUUGGAGAAGAUGGCGGAACACGAAAGAAGCGUCCAGUCCGAGGAGGUCGAGGCGCCAGGAUCGAAGGGCGACUACAUUUCGUUGAUGAAGCACCACGCUUUUGAGUCCGCCAAGAAGGAAGAACGCAUACGACAACGUGCUUCGAGGAGUCUGGUAGAAGAUGAGUGA
Babesia ovata is the source of this 1746-nucleotide messenger RNA. Its product is annotated as pre-mRNA splicing protein, putative. The transcript is spliced from 2 exons. Gene Ontology annotation, cellular component: U2-type spliceosomal complex. Bases 1 to 1746 code for a protein of 581 amino acids. The record is from RefSeq and is a predicted model, not a curated record. Gene Ontology annotation, biological process: mRNA splicing, via spliceosome. Lineage: Eukaryota; Apicomplexa; Aconoidasida; Piroplasmida; Babesiidae.